This is a messenger RNA of Phytophthora sojae, 3534 nucleotides long. RefSeq lists its product as hypothetical. Bases 1 to 3534 code for a protein of 1177 amino acids. The record is from RefSeq and is a predicted model, not a curated record. Gene Ontology annotation, cellular component: mRNA cleavage and polyadenylation specificity factor complex. The transcript is spliced from 3 exons. NCBI's taxonomy places the organism in Eukaryota, Oomycota, Peronosporomycetes, Peronosporales, Peronosporaceae.
AUGGACGGCGCGGAGCGAGAGGUGGCGGCGCUGCUGGAGCAGGUCCAGGCCGCGGCCAGCAACGCCGAGCAGACGGAGCUCUUCCGCCACGUGCAGGAGAUCGCGCAGCACCGCGACCCGUCGGGCCCGGAGCGGCGCGUGCUGCGCGGCGCUCUGCCCAUGCUCGGGCAGCUCGCGCAGCUGCGCAACGCGGCGCUGGUGGCGUCGAUCCUGCAGUUCGUGGCGCAGGAGGCGGCGGCUGCGGCGGCGGCGACUGAGGCGCUGGACGCGGCCUGCGCGCUGCUGGCGGGGCUCUAUGAGGUAUGCCACACGGUGCUGCUGCUCGGCCACUCGACCGAGAAGAACGCGGUGCUGGCGCUGCAGCUGGCGCUCGGCAGCCUGCACGCGAGCUUCCAGAUCGUGCUCAGGGCCGAGGGCGCCGACAGCCACGCGGGCGUCGAGCCGCGCAGCGCCUGGGACGCCACGAUGCGCUGCGUCGAAGCGGCGGCGGACGUGGUCGCCAACGCGCCCGAGGCGGGGGGCGGCAACCGCAGCGCGAUGGUGUGGCUGCGCGCCUGGAAGCUGGUGGAGAGCGGCGUGAUGCUCUUCAGCACGGCGCAGGACGCGUCCGUGUACCGCGACCCGAUGCGCUCCAACGUGCAGCCCAACGUCUGCAGCUUGGACCGACUGGGCGGCUCCAAGCAGGCGAUCCUGGUCAAGCCGCAGCUGGAGGAGUUCGGCGUGUUCCUGCUGCAGAGACUGUGCGGGGUCAUCGGCGGCGUGGCGGACUCAAAGCUGACUCUAGCAAGACGCGAGCUGGGUGUGGCGGUGAACUCGCUGUCGCUGCUUGCCGCGGUGCGGCCGCAGCACAUGCCGCACAUCUUGCCCAGACUCAUUGCACUCUCGACGACGGCGGCGGCGCCCGGAACGGAGGACGCGUGGCUGCAGAAGACGCUGACAGCCAACUUGGUGAAGCUGCUGAGCCACCCGGCUGCGCAGGCGUUCGCGGACGAGGUGACGGACAUUUUGAUUGCUGUUGGCGCUUCGCAGCGCGCUUUCGCUGCGAUUAGUAAGAGCAAGGAGCAGCGGAGACGGUAUACGUCUGCGCCCACGGAGGCGUCGCUGCGCAGAGCAAGGAUCGGCAAGCGCACGGCUGCUCAGUCGAUCACUGAGCGAGUGGAGAAUGCCAAUGCCCACGCCAAGCGCCGGCGUGUAAUUUCCGGGUCUUCGGCGGCUCCGAUCUCUCGAGAAAAGGUGACACACGACGGCAUCGUGAAUAUGCAGGCAGUGGAGGUGGCGAACCUCGUGUUGGAGAACUUUGCCUCCGAUAUGCCCACAGCUCCGCCGAAUUUGAUGCUGGAACUUGUCCCGAGCGCUCUAAAGACGCGGAUGUCGGCAUUGCUGGCGAAGCUCGCGACCCCGUCCUCAGUACAGGCGAUUGAGAAGAGUGCGAAGCGUAUGCGCGACCCUCGCAUCAGACGCGACCCGAGGUUGAAAGCACAGAACAAGGAGCAGCCCGCGUUGGUGCCCAUUUUUGACGAGACUGCUGUGGAAGAAGUGAGUGACUGGAUAUCCAAGAAUGCUGCUACCAUUGCAGAGCCACUGGUGUCUGUCUCGGAGGUCAACGUGGUUCAGGUGCAUCUGAAAUCGGAGACUGCGGCAUGGCAACACGAAAUGGCGAUCGAUGCACUCGUGCGGAUUCUAGAGAACGAGUAUGGAGUGAAAAUUCGAGGCGACGAGGCUCUGCGAGAGGGUGUAGUCUGCCGAUUGGCGUCGAGCCCUUGGCUUCUUAGUACGGACGAAAACAGCAAACCAGUGUCGGAGUCGUCGAAUGAUUCACCGAAGCUGCCAUUUGUGUACCAGAAGAUUUUGGACUUCGUGUUGGGCGAUUAUCCUCUAGACACGGCCACUGCUGCGACUCCUGCUGGUACCGCCGACUACAAAAUCUACCGGACAGCCGUCAACUAUUUCUUCGACGCACUGCAAAAGAAGAUGGAUCUGUCUUCGUCGGCAGACAAGAAGCUUUUUGGAAGUUUGGUGGCUCAGUUGCCUCGUGUACCGGUGGAGAUUUUACGCAUUGUUACGUCGCUGUUUGGUGAAAAGACUGGAAUCGUGCUUGGUAUCACUCUGCUGCGUGACCUUACGAAGGAGCGGAAGGCGUGCCAAGCGCCGUGUCUUCUCCUUUUGUUGCGGUACACAUGCCACGAAGACGAGCACUACCGCAAUUCUGCCAUUCGAUGUGUGGCUAACCAGCUUUAUGGUAUUGGAGCCCUCAAGGGCGAUAUUGAAGCGUUUGCAAUUAAGCUGGUGAAUUCACUGCGCGAGCCUAGUACUGAGGACAAGGGUGCGUGGUUGAAGGCGCAAGUAGAGCGGAUUACCCUCGCUGAAAAGGACACCAGCGAAGAGCUACGAGCUUACGCUGACGAAGUACAAGGUGAAGCUGAGCUGUCAAAGGCUUUGGACAGCGAGCCCGAAAUCUUGCGGAGGUUGGAAUUGUACCUGGCACUGUGUGCGAAGAAGCCUUCUCUGUUGACGCAUUUGGUGGCGACGUAUGCGUACGCAUCUGAGGCAGUGCGGCAAGUGGUCUUCCGCGCCAUUGAAAAGCUCAUCAAGCAUCUCAAACAGCGCGGAAGCGUGAACGUCGUCGCUCAGCUGCAUGGGUACGAGCCGAACGCUCUGGGGCUGGUGUGCCACAUUAUUCAGAUCUUGUCGAUUCGUGGGCGACCGAACGAAACGAGCUCGUCGGCUACUGAUGAGCUCGUGCAACAAAUUUUGGAGCUUUACCACGGUCACGAGCACAUUCCGGACUCCAUCUCGGUGCUUAUCCCAGUUCUGCCCAGUAUUCGAGGCGAGACCCUGUUCCCACUGCUGCCGCAACUGCUAUCGCUACCCCAAGCUCGGCUGUCCGUCGCGAUCACUCGGCUACUGGAAGCGAUGCCUCCGCAGGUUGUCGCCCCGAUUGACUUGCUGGUAGCCUUGCAUCACGUCGACCUCAAGAGCGAGCCUACCAUGCAGAAGAAGGUGAUCAGCGCCAUCAACUUCUGCGUGGAGCACCGCCACGCCUUCCCGUCGGAUGUGCUUCUCCACGUGUGCCGCGUGCUGGUCCAAGAGGAGAGAAUCUCAAAGCUCUCUCUGCGCACGCUCAUCCUCAGUGUGACCGCGUAUCCGACGCUGCAGCAUGAUAUGGCGUCGCUAUUGGAGAUUCUCAUCGACCGGAGGGUGUGGGAGAUGGAAGACGCGCUGUGGAAGGGCUUCGUCAAGUGCUCGGCGCUCAUCCAACCGGCAUCUUUCCCGUUGCUGCUGCGCAAGCUUCCCGUGCCCCAGCUCGCUCUGCUUCUGAAGGAGGAGAAGGAGCUGCGCGUCUUGCUCCGUGAAUUCGCUUUCACAGCUGGCCCUGACGGCCAGCCGAUGGACCUCUCGUCCGACAUCAACGCACUUCUUGAAGACCCGAAGGAGGACGUCAAGCAAGAAAAUGCUACCAGUGUUGAAGAACCGGCAGUGAAGGUGGAGAGCGCAGACAGCGUUGAUCCCGUUAAAGUCGAGCCCAGCGAAUAA